AUGGAAAUCAUUCAAGUUUUAAAUUUAGAAAUUACCGAUUUACCAGCAUAUAUUAUUUGGUAUAUCCAACAAUUUAUUGACAAUGUCGAUAGAGUUAUGAUGUUACUUACCAGUAAGACUUGGUAUUUAAACAGAGAUUAUAUUCUCAGAUUUGCAAAUAUGGAUAAAAUGAAUUAUCACAUAAAAUUUGAAAAACUAAGACUUUUUCAGAUCAAAAGAAAUCAAAAUGAUUUUGAUUUCUUAUAUUUAGAUAGACUUCUUGAUGAAGAAGUUAAAGUUCAAGACGAUGUAUUUCCUUUGUCAGUUUUUGAUGUACUUGAACAACCAAGUUAUUCUGUCAAGGAAGAGGAAACUGCCUCUAUUCAAUCAAACGAUGAGUCAAAUCAACCAAAAAUUCUAAUUUUUACAGUGGAUUGUUCAGAGCAUCUCUCAAAGAUUCCAAAGGAAGUAGAGACUUUGAUUUUUGGCAAGAAAUUCAAUAGUAAGUUAAGAAAUAUUCCAAACACAGUGAAGCACAUCUCAUUUGGAAAGUGUUUCUCCCAACAACUCCAAUUGGGUACACUGCCACCCAACCUAAAGACAUUGAGUUUCGACAAGAAAUACAAUCAACCGAUAACCAAAGGUGCACUUCCAGCAUCGCUCGAACAUUUGGAGUUUGGCCAAGAGUUCACACAGCGAUUCACUGAGAAUGUGUUACCACCGAAUUUAAAAUCACUCAAAGUCGGCAACUUCUAUAAGCAUUCUUUGAACAACGUUCUACCGCCAUCCAUUGAGAGAGUGGAGCUCGGUACUUACUACGUCGAUGCAUUCAACUUUGGAAAUCUUCCAAAUCUAAAGUUCCUAUCGUUCCACAGAUUCGUUGAUUCCAAGAAUCCAAACUUGCAAAUAGGUGAACUACCGACUACUCUCGAGGAGGUAGAAAUCAACUUUUACACAAAUGAAAUGAAACCAUAUGGUUUGGUUGAAAAACCGUUCCAAUGUUAUCAGUUACUCCGCCAACAACUACCAAACACAAAGAUAAGCAUCAACUACAAAUCGAAAAAGUUGGAAAUCAAGAAUACCUCUGAUAAGCAUCUCUAUUUGCUCUAUGAUGACAGACAAGGUGGUUUCAUUAGAUCUCACGAUCUUGUUAAGUUUUUAAAAUAA
This is a messenger RNA of Heterostelium album PN500, 1146 nucleotides long. RefSeq lists its product as uncharacterized. The transcript has 2 exons. NCBI's taxonomy places the organism in Eukaryota, Evosea, Eumycetozoa, Acytosteliales, Acytosteliaceae. Bases 1 to 1146 code for a protein of 381 amino acids. The record is from RefSeq and is a predicted model, not a curated record.